GUUCUUGGAUGGCAAUCGUAAGUCGCUAAAUCAGCUGGUAGAAGGAGAAGGCGACAGUCAAGGUCGGAACUGAAUAGACAUUUAAAUGUGUUAAUUACUGGCAUAUACAUACAUAGAAAUCUGACAUGGAGUCCGUUAUAACAGUAUCAAAUGAAAAUAAAGAGCUGAGUACGAAAAACAGUUUGGUAGAACUUCCUCUUGAGAUCAUAAUAUACAUCCUGGAGUUCCUGUCUUUAUCAGACAGGAUAAGUGCAUCACAAGUGUGCCAUUUGUGGCACAUGGCAUCUAAAGACCUGAAGCUACAUGGCAGUGAAGUAGUAGUGUUGCAUGAUGACCUGACCAGAGCAUUAAAAGUCUUUGAAAAUAGUCUUGGAACAUUUCUGAAUUUUCUGUUUAAUAAUGUAGAGCUAGGAGGAAAAUUAACCGUAUUUUGGGACAGAUUCUGUCCACAAAUGCGGUCUCUUUCCAUAUAUAGCUGUGAUGUAUCAGAAAAAACUUUUGUAGAUAUUCUAUUAAGGUGCUCCCGUUUAGAAAUUCUUGAUGUGAGUGGCUGUCGUGAACUUCUAAUGUCAGGGCGCGUACUGGAACAGAAAUGUGAUAUUCAGCUACUUAGCAAGACCCUUGUAACACUCAGGGAACUAAGGCUUGAGUCAAAUAGAUAUCUUUCAGAUGCCCUCUUCAACAGGUUUGUGGCAAUUGCACCUAAUUUGGAAGAUCUGUCAUUGACAGGAUGCCAGAUUUCAUUCCAUAGUGGACUAUGUAAGAAAUUUUAUCCUGGUAACAUGUCAAAGUCUGGCAGUAUAAUGGCAUCAGAAAGCGUUCUGACUUUCAGGAAUAUAUUACAGUAUAUUGUGUCAAAAGCAGAGAAGAUCAGAAGGUUGGGAUUUGGUAGCACACUUAUUGAUAAUGCGGCAUUGUCGCAGCUAGCAGAAGUACCAGCUCUGAAUCUUAAAGCACUAGAUCUUCAGUUUUGUGAACAACUGAACAAUACAGGCAUACUGAGACUGACAGAAUGCCAGCAGACUCUCGUCAAAUUAGAGUUAGGCUUCUGUUCACACAUCAGUGAUCUUUCUUUCUCAGCCAUCUGUCACAACCUACAAAAUCUAUCUAAACUCAACAUGGAGUACUGCCUUGCUAUAACAAAUAUAGGUGUAGCAGAACUUCGUCAUCUUAGGAAAUUGGUAGACUUAAACCUAUCACACUGUGAACAGGUUACUGGUGAGGGCAUUGAGAAGGGACUGUGUUCCUAUGUGAAUCCACAUUUCCAAAGACUUUAUCUCACUGCACUCUCUUUAGAUGAGAGAACUGUUUGCCGCAUAGCUGAGAGCCUUCCUGGGCUUAUACAUCUUGACCUUGGUUGGUGUUUCAAUGCAGUAACAGACACAUCUAUUCAGGCUGUUUGGCAGCACCAAGUGUGGCUACGAUCUCUCAAUGUGACAAGCUGUGAUAAAAUAACUGACGCAGGACUCACAGGCUUGGGGUUGAGAACAGGAAGGUCAGAACAGACAAAAGAGCAGAAAAAUAGAACUGAAGUUACAAGUCUGGUAGAAAAAGAAAUCAAUGGAAUCCACUGGAUUGGUAAUAGCGGGGUUCCACACACUGACCCCUUACACAGGAUAUCACUGAGGAGUAGAGCUGAACAAGAUAUAGUGAAUGAUGCCAAAAGGAAAGAAGCUGUAUUGCAGAUGUGUGAAGAUCAGAACACCGAAGAAAUAGAAAAUGGUUUCUCACUUGUUAGACUGAGAGGUUUGCAAGAAUUAGAUUUGUGUGGUUGCAACAGAAUCACGGAUGUUAGCUUGAAGUAUGCCUUUAACUUUCUUGAACUUCGACAUUUAGAUCUGAGUCGCUGUCAGCAGGUAACACAUAUAGGCAUUUCAGAGCUGGCCUCAAAGAAUCCAAGUAUUGAAACCCUAAUAAUGAGUUACUGUCACAAUAUCUCAGAUGAUGGUGUGAUCAAUACUGUAAAGCAUUUGUCAAGACUGAAACGCCUCGAACUACAGGGUUGCUCUCAGCUAACAGAUGCAAGUCUUAGAGCAGUUGGACAGAACUGUUUCAAUUUGAAGUACCUUGAUAUAAGCCAGUGCUGCAGCAUGUCACUGGAAGGGUCAGAGCGUAUGGAACUACACCUGCCAUCCCUGCACACACUAAAAAGAUCAGGCCUUGUUUCUAAGGAAUAUCCCAAAGCCAGUGUACAGGAAUCAAAACAUGUACCUCCUCCUCCACCAGCAAAGUUCCGUUUUUAUUGACACUAAUAACUGAUUGUGACUGCACUCCCUAUAGUUAAGUCUCACGAAAAAUUGGCAGUAAAAUACAAGUUUACUCCAAAUAAUGAGGACAGUAGCCAACAUAUGGGACCUACAGCCUAAUGAAUCCUGGUGAGAGGUUUUAAAUACCCCAUAUUCACAAAAUUUUGAUUUUUUAAAACUGAAGAAUAAACUUAAGGAAAUAACGGUGUAAGAACACCAUCACAACCUGUUUCCUUAAGAUCUGGCCAGGAAAAAAGUCCAGUGGUGGGCUGUUGGGAACACUAUAACAGACUUCUGGACUCUAUAGAAGGCAGAAAAUUUUAUGACUAGCUUAAAGGUUACCAGCUUCUCAAGAAAGGCUCUGCUGCUUGCAGUUCAUUGGUCAGUCAGAGAUGAGAAACCGGAAAGCAUGAGAAGAACUUCAAACCAGAUCCAGUCGGUCUCAGAUGCUGAAUCUUGAAUGUAAGAAUACAGCACAUUGCCCUUAUGCUACCAGAUUCCCCCAUUUUAACUCUUUGACUGGCGCGGGUGUGUUUUCAUGCCCGGACGAUGCCAGCCGUUCCCUGGCAUUGGCGUGUUUUAGCACUUUGAUACACUCUUCCCUUCUUUGCUGUCUUGGCACUCAUCAACCAAAGACAUAUUUAUGAUAGUUUUUGUGCAUGGUUGUAUACAACCCUUGUUGACUUUGUGGGGGUCUAUAUUACUGCCAGAACCCUCCGAGAAGGAAUAGGUCAGAAAAUAUUUCACAUUCAUUCAGUUUCACCAUGGCUUCUCACAGCAAGUGUCAGGAGUGUUCCUACA
Cryptotermes secundus is the source of this 3047-nucleotide messenger RNA. Its product is annotated as F-box/LRR-repeat protein 2. Gene Ontology annotation, cellular component: SCF ubiquitin ligase complex. The record is from RefSeq and is a predicted model, not a curated record. Gene Ontology annotation, molecular function: protein binding. Lineage: Eukaryota; Metazoa; Arthropoda; Insecta; Blattodea; Kalotermitidae. Gene Ontology annotation, biological process: SCF-dependent proteasomal ubiquitin-dependent protein catabolic process. The transcript has 5 exons. The coding region runs from base 126 to 2246 and encodes 706 amino acids.